This is a messenger RNA of Linum trigynum, 324 nucleotides long. Lineage: Eukaryota; Viridiplantae; Streptophyta; Magnoliopsida; Malpighiales; Linaceae. The record is from the annotation of a GenBank genome assembly.
AUGGUGACGAUAGCCAAUCAGAUCUCGAUGGUGGAUCGACUGCCGUCGAUUCGAUGGCUGAUGUUGGCGAUUGGGACGGCAAUGGUGCCCAGGAAGCCGAUGGAGACGACGACUAAGAUGACCUUAGGAAGUUUCUGUUGGGAGAUGCCUCUGAAGGCGGAUGCGACGAUUGGUGAAGGGAGAUGUAGCGAUGGCGUCAUAGAGCAGAGGAGGAAGGGAGAAAGGCGAUGCAUGUCAUCGUGUAGACAAAGACAAUCUUCCUGCCGGUCAUCCUUCUCUCCCUCGCCGACCGCAGUCUCCAGAGUAGAUGCAUGCUUCUUCUAG